Messenger RNA from Penaeus monodon (black tiger shrimp), 617 nucleotides. RefSeq names its product tRNA (uracil(54)-C(5))-methyltransferase homolog. Gene Ontology annotation, biological process: RNA processing. Lineage: Eukaryota; Metazoa; Arthropoda; Malacostraca; Decapoda; Penaeidae. Gene Ontology annotation, molecular function: RNA methyltransferase activity. The record is from RefSeq and is a predicted model, not a curated record.
AACAAAGUUUCCUCGAACUUCAACGGGAGUGCACAAGUACAAUUAAGAUAUUUUUACAGCGAACAAAGAUAACUGACUACAUAUAAGCUACAAAGAAAAUCAGAAGAAAAGGUUUUCCCAGAGAUAAACAAUGACUGUUUAACAAGAGGAACCAGUGAGAAAUGAGUUUCUUGACCACCCGAUUCCUUCCAAUUCUGUCUUUCACCCGAGGACUUCGGAGGCAGCCAGCAAGCAUUGCAAGAGUAAGAAAAGAAGCUUCAAAGCAUGAAGUUGCCCUUCCACUGUCAGAAGAAACAUUACAGGCAUUAGCAAAGCAAACUACAAAUCAAACUGAAAGGCCACCUCCUCCUAAAGCAAAAAGUAAAACUACCUCAUUGAAACAGCUUAGUGUAACGGGACCAUUAACUGCACCGAUUACCGAGACGAACCAGCAUGAAAAAUUGGCUCAAGUUGUCACUCCUCUGUACCAGAUACCAUAUCACAAACAAUUAAAUAUAAAGGCCCAGGAAAUGAGGCAAGCCCUAAAAGUCCUGAACAGGCGUUUGACUGAUGUUCGAGCUCCUUUACAGAAGACAUUUCAGGGACUUCCUUGCCCUUUAGAAUCAGUUCGUCCAUCG